Chondrus crispus (carragheen) is the source of this 309-nucleotide messenger RNA. RefSeq lists its product as hypothetical. The transcript has a single exon. The record is from RefSeq and is a predicted model, not a curated record. The coding region runs from base 1 to 309 and encodes 102 amino acids. NCBI's taxonomy places the organism in Eukaryota, Rhodophyta, Florideophyceae, Gigartinales, Gigartinaceae.
AUGCAAAUAUCACAUGUCUUUCGUCUGCACUCAUGCCAACACUGUGACCCCUGUCCGUGUCCUGUCAACGAGCCCCCUCCUUGCACUCCGUCUGGUACGAAUGUGGCAACCGCAGUGCAGUGUGCGUACGUCUCGUUGUCAGAAGAUGGACUAACGUUUCAUAAAGCCGGUGAUGAAUGCAAAACAACAACUCAGUUCUUGUUUUGCAUGCAUCACCAGGCUAUGAAGACCUUCAUGGCUCCUCCACUUUUUGUCAUGACGAUGGCGCUCCCGCCAAAACUUUCGCACUUUCUUUUGUACUCAUUAUAA